Coregonus clupeaformis (lake whitefish) is the source of this 3298-nucleotide messenger RNA. Its product is annotated as flocculation protein FLO11. Bases 560 to 2137 code for a protein of 525 amino acids. Gene Ontology annotation, cellular component: cytoplasm. The transcript is spliced from 9 exons. NCBI's taxonomy places the organism in Eukaryota, Metazoa, Chordata, Actinopteri, Salmoniformes, Salmonidae. The record is from RefSeq and is a predicted model, not a curated record.
AGUUUCAGCCGUUAGUCAGUCGCUGAUGCAGUCAUUGACGUAGCACGCAACCAUUGUUUGAUGUGUGCAACGUCUGAGAAGGGUAACGCGACCAAUGACUUCAGGAUAUGGGAAACAACAGAGCAGGAGAUAGAGUGAGAGACAGUUCAUGGAAUGCUGUGAUGUCAUCAGCUCAGUCAUACACAAAGGCAAGGAGGAGGACACACAAGCACACUCACUCUCCCGAGUAGUUACUCUGCCGUGGAGCGUCUGAACCCCACUAUUCACCCAGCCAUGGCUGCCUGAUGAGGACGGGUGUGUGUGUGUGUGUGUGUGUGUGUGUGGAGGGAGUGUCAGUGCCGAGGACGUCAGAGGAAGCUGUCUACAGCUGGUGUAUGUGACAGAGGAGCCUCGAUCUUCUUCUUCUUCGCCUCAUGAAGCUUGUUUAGAAACCAACACAUCUUCAGAAAACUGUGGACCCAAGGAGUCAGGACAGUACCCAUCCACGCCCUGCUAGACUGGGCGACCUGCUGGAACAGCUCAUAUCUCCUUACCCCUCCACCUCCAGCCCACCACCACCAUGCUGCAGCAGAUACUAAAGGACAUGUACAUCGAUCCUGAUGUGCUGGAGGCCCUGAACGAGGACCAGAAGAAGACCUUGUUCCUGAAGAUGAGACAGGAGCAGGUGCGGCGUUGGAAGGAACGUGAGGAGAAAGAAGAACGCAGACCAAAGCCAAGUACAGCCAACAGUAAGAAUGUGAGCUGGUUGCUGGGCAGGGAUGGAGAUGUUGCGGUCAUGGUGAUUGGAGAGAUGGAUGAGCUGAAGAACUCUAAACUCAUCUGCUCAGGGCCUGUGGAGAGGAAAGCACCACCAAGCCUGCACAAUAACACACGGUCCUGUCUGUCCAUCUGCAGCCACCAGACAACCCCCCUAAAGAGCAACCUGAUAAACAGAACAGCCUCAGAAUCUAUCAGAACUGGGAGAGAGAACCUGCUUCCCAAAACACAGCCAGGGGUACAACUCAAUUUAAAGGAGAACAGUGAGGAAGUGAGGACAUUGCCCCCUCUACAGGUGUCAGUGAGUGAGCAGCAGCCACCUGCAGCACUGGAAAAACAAGCUGAGUUGAAGCAGGAUUUAGAGGUAGACGCUCCGGAGGAGAAGCCAGUCCUCCCGUCCUACAGACCUCACUCAAGAGCUGGCCCUGCCAACCUGAGGCUGGAUACCACGCUGUCCCCUGUCCCCAAGAACUUCACAAUCACACCAUCCCCUGUCCCUACCGUCACACCGUCUCCUCUCCCCAGCACCGUAACAGUGUCUUCUGUCCCCAGCAGUGUCACACCGUCUCCUAUCUUGAGCAGUGUCACACAGUCUCCUGUCUUGAGCAGUGUCACACCGUCUCCCGUCUUGAGCAGUGUCACACCGUCUCCUGUCUUGAGCAGUGUCACACCGUCUCCUGUCUUCAGCAGUGUCACACUGUCACCUGUCCCCAACAGUAAUGCCAUAAGAGAUGCUCUAGAGAAGAGCACUGCCAAAGCACGCGCUCCAGUGAAGACCGUCACACCGUCUCCUGUCAUCCCCACCAUCACACUGUCCUCUGUCCCCAAGACCAUCACAUCCUCCCCCGUCCCUAGCUGUGUCAAAACGUCUCCUGUCCCCAGUGUGACACCGUCCCCUGUCCCCAGCUCCACUCCGUCCCCUGUCCCCAGUGUCUCACCAUCCCCUGUCCCCAGCUCCACUCAAUUGCCUUUCCACAGGACCGUCACUCCAUCCCCUGUGGCUAGCAGCACGGCCAUAAGAAACGCUCUAGAGAAGAGCACCACCAAUACACAUGGUCCAGAGAAGACGACCGUCGUCCCGCUGUCCGUCACAACCAGACUCCACCCAGAGGAGCCGGCUGAGCCCCACCCCCAGGAGACAGCCUGCAGCAGAGAUAUCCGUGUGAUGGCAGCCUAUCGCAGGGUCAUGUCUGAGGAUGAGGUGUCUGAGGGGGGCGGAGACACCUGUACAGGGAGUGGUCGUGUGGCUCAGCUCAUGAAGAACUUCAGUGUGAAGAGCCUCACGCCCCCCGCACAGACCCCUCCUCCCCGCGGCAACAAGCCCCCCAUCCCCACCAAACCCAACUACCUGCGCCUGGUUGCCAACCCCUCACUCAGGUAAUCCACAGCACCUGACCAACAGGGCCACCCGCUUUCCCCCAUCCCCACCCAGGCCCCACUGGACACUGCUGGGCACCCAGCCUGGGGUCUCAGCCACUGUGGACAGGGAAGCAAGGAGGCAGGCCGCAAGGCUCUCAGGACACAACCAAACCUUUGACUCCAUUGCUGUUACUCCAAAAGCAAAGCAAUGAGAAUAGAGCUUUUGACAUUUUUACUUGUGCCAUGUUUUAAUACUUUGUUUUAUUUUGUAUUUUAAAUUGUACAGUACUGUAAUUUCUCUCUGUGGGAAAAGGUGAACCAAAAGCGUUGAUUGUAAAGAGCAUCUUCCUUUGUUUCCUGCUUUUGCCAUUAUAUUCAAGGUAUUAUUGACCAUAUCAUACCAUGUAUUCACCUGUUGAUAUAAUUUUUUUUAUCUUAUGUACAAAUACCACUUUAUUGUUACAUUUAGCGUACAAUAUGUUCACAAAGCUUGUGCAAUGCUAUCAAGGUCAUAAACAUGUUCUUGAAAUUGCAACAAAUCAUUACAAAUGUCAACUUGAAUGACACAGUACAUUUGUUUCGUAGUUAAGAGCUUAACUGUUGGCUACUAAACAUAAAGAAACCUGUUCAGUGUGCUAACAUUGGCAGAGCCAAAUUGAUCAUACAUAGCUGUCAUGACCAAGGAGAUGGGUAGAGUACAGUAUGGAUGGAUAGACUGGUAGAACAGGAUGAGUUAUCCUUCCUCCACAGCGCUCCUCCCUGGGAGUAGCACCCUUAGCUUGUUUACUGUCACUUAUCCCCUGUCUGCCACCUGGCCGAACAAGCACCUUGUGCCAUCUACCUGAGAUUGACCAGUGACAGUGCCAAACGCCUCUGCUCUGUGUCCCAGUGGACCAAACACUGGCAAGCCACACAGUCCAUGCCAAAUAAUACUUGUUAGCUCUGGGUUAUCGUUCUGUUAUUUUCUCUGUUUCCUCAGUAUUCUAUCUCACUUUUAUAAUUGGUUGCACUCUUUUUUUUAUUUUUACUAUGCUAAUUGGGAGAGCGAGUGAGGAUGAUGUCUGUUGUGCCUGUGUGUAAUGAGUGUGUUGUCCCACACAGGGUGUGUGUUGCACUAUGUGUGUGAUGUCAGGCCUGUGUGGCGCAACCGCAGUGGAACAAUAAAAUCAUUUGACCCCUCCAA